Eruca vesicaria subsp. sativa (arugula) is the source of this 234-nucleotide messenger RNA. NCBI's taxonomy places the organism in Eukaryota, Viridiplantae, Streptophyta, Magnoliopsida, Brassicales, Brassicaceae. The record is from the annotation of a GenBank genome assembly.
AUGGUUUACUGUACGAUGUCAUGGAAGCAAACAUUGUACGUGAUCAUCAUGCACACGCUCAUAGUCUCGUCCAGUGUCGCAGCCCUCUUGUUCAUUAAACACGAGAAGAUCCCCUUGAAUCGAUACAAAAAUCUUCCGGGAUUGCUUUUCUUAUACGUGUACGUAAAUAUUGCAUGUGCUACCCGUGGCAGCCCGGGAGUCAGAUUCGGAUUCAGAUUCCUCGGACCUCCCUGA